Molecule: messenger RNA, 3623 nt
Organism: Lycium ferocissimum
Lineage: Eukaryota; Viridiplantae; Streptophyta; Magnoliopsida; Solanales; Solanaceae
Product: probable LRR receptor-like serine/threonine-protein kinase At1g12460
Exons: 2
Coding region: 594-3242 (882 amino acids)
Biological process (GO): protein phosphorylation
Molecular function (GO): ATP binding; protein binding; protein kinase activity
Source: RefSeq, a predicted model, not a curated record
UAUUAAAAGGAGGAAGAUGAUCAUGUGGAGACAACCGUCAAAAUACGUACAGACUUUUGUUUUAAGAAUUAAACAGUUUCUCUAUUAAACUAGUAGACCAACAACCUUUUCCAGCAAAGCCAGGCAUUUUCUCCUUUCAUUCCACUAGUUUAGUAUUACCCUUCUCUACUACUCUAUGUGCAUGUCAUUGCCAGCCAGACCAAUAUCACCUCCAAAUUUUCAAUUUUUUUAAGCCCACUUUCUUGAAAUCUUCAUUUUUCUUGAAAUUCUGCAAAAAUUAUAGAAUUUAGGGUUAGUAACUCCAACACCAACCCAGAUAUACAAAAUACCCAAAGUUCCAAACUUUGUUGUUUCCUUCAAGAAAAGAGUACCAAAUCACAUAAUUUUAAGUUAUACCCAUAAAUGCACUUUAAUUUCUUUCUUGUUUUAAGCAGAUACUAAGCAUUUAAAAAUGCUACUGUUUAGUCAAGAUCGAAAUCUUGUUUUUUUAUUAAUUGGACCCCAUUUGAGAAAAGGCAAAAGGGUGUUUGGAGAAAUAGAGAUCAAGAACUUCCAAGAUUGGAUCCAGCAAUGAUAAUGCUGGAGUGGAAAACAUGAGAAAAUUAGGUACAUUUGUUCAUUGUCUUGUUCUAGUUUGGUCUUUUUGUUUGUUUGAGUUGGAAUUGGUCUCUCCCAUUACUGAAAAAGAGAUCCUUCUUCAAUUCAAGGGUAACAUUUCUAAUGACCCUUAUAAUAGUUUAGGUUCUUGGGAUCCUAAUGGAACCCCUUGCAUAGACUUUAGUGGUGUUUUCUGUAAUUCUGAUGGUAAUGUGGUGAAAAUUGUGUUAUGGAAUACUAGUCUUGAUGGGGUUUUAUCACCUGCCUUGGCUGAACUUAAGUCUUUGAGAAUCCUUACUUUGUUUGGGAACCAAUUUAGAGGUGAAAUUCCUGCAGAGUAUGGUGGGAUUGAUUCAUUAUGGAAGAUUAACGUUAGCUCCAAUGCCCUUUCUGGUUCAAUUCCUGAGUUUCUUGGCGGUUUACCAAACAUAAGGUUCCUUGAUUUGUCAAGAAAUAUGUAUAGUGGUGAGAUUCCUGUGGCUUUGUUUAUGAAUUGUGAAAAAACUAGGUUCAUUUCCUUGUCACAAAAUAAUCUUUCAGGUCCAAUUCCAGCAUCAAUUGGUAAUUGCCAGAAUCUUGAAGGGAUAGACUUGUCUUUUAAUGGUCUUAGUGGAAGUUUACCUUCACAAAUUUGUGACAUUCCAGGGCUAGUUUACCUGUCUGUGAGGAGCAAUGCAUUAUCCGGAUUUGUUCAAGAACAGGUUUCUCCGUGUCAAAGGUUGAAGCUUUUGGAUCUUGGUGGCAAUAAGUUCUCCGGUUUGGCUCCUUUCGGGGUUCUUGAGUUGGUGAAUCUUACAUACUUCAAUGUUUCAAGUAACGACUUUGAGGGGGAGAUUGUUGACUCCGGGACUUGUAGUCAAAGGCUGGAAGUGUUGGAUGUUUCAAGGAAUAAUUUUUUUGGUGAAAUUCCCUUGAGCAUCACGAAAUGCAGUGCGUUGAAGUACUUGGACAUGGCGUAUAACAGGAUUAAUGGAAGUAUCCCUACUGAGCUUGCGGAUUUGAAAAGCCUUUCUGUUAUUCGAUUGGGUAAUAAUUCGCUAGGCGGGACAAUCCCACCCGAGCUUGGUAGUAUAGAAUGGCUUGCAUAUUUGCACCUGUAUAAUCUCACCCUAUUUGGCGAAAUCCCACAUGAGAUUAGCAACUGCAAGCUUCUUCUGCAACUGGAUCUAUCGGGGAAUCUUUUAGAAGGAGAAAUAAGACAAAACCUAUACAAUUUGUCAAACCUUGUAUAUCUUGACUUACAUCAUAACCAACUGAAUGGAAGUAUUCCAUCAAUUGUUGGUAAUUUGUCUAACUUGCAUUUUUUGGAUUUAUCUCAAAAUCUGCUGUCUGGGCCAAUACCUGUUGCUCUUGGAGAUUUGCAUAGUUUAACUCACUUUAAUGUAUCUUAUAACCUUCUAUCUGGUGCUAUACCCUCAAUUGAGAGCAUCAAGAAGUUCGGACCCUCAGCGUUUUUUCAUAAUAGUGGUCUUUGUGGUGAUCCUUUAGAAGUUUCAUGCUCUGCCAGUGGCACUACUCCUGCAAAAGGGAAACCGAAAUUGAGUGCCUCGGCUAUUGUUGCUAUUGUCGCUGCUGCACUAAUCCUUACAGGCGUUUGUUUGAUAACCAUCAUCAAUAUGAAGGCCCGGCGAAGAAGGAGGAGAGAAGUUGAAUCAUUCGUUGUAGAGAGCACGCCACUGGCUUCAACAGAUUCAAAUGUCAUUAUAGGAAAGUUGGUUCUUUUCAGCAAGACUUUGCCUUCGAAAUAUGAGGACUGGGAGGCAGGCACAAAAGCCUUGCUAGACAAGGAGUCUUUGAUUGGUGGGGGAACGAUUGGAUCAGUUUACAGAACUUCCUUUGAAGGUGGUGUAUCGAUUGCAGUAAAGAAACUCGAGACAUUGGGGCGAAUCAGAAAUCAAGAUGAAUUUGAGCAUGAAGUUGGUCGAUUAGGGUCCCUUCAGCACCCCAAUCUUGUUGCUUUACAAGGGUACUACUGGUCCUCUAGCAUGCAGUUAAUAUUAUCCGAGUUUGUUCCGAACGGAAACCUGUAUGAUAAUUUACAUGGACUUAGUUAUCCUGGAACCAGCACUGGUGCUGGUAACCCGGAACUGACUUGGCCAAGAAGGUUUCAGAUAGCUGUAGGAACAGCUCGAGCGCUCACGUAUCUUCACCAUGAUUGCAAACCUCCUGUCGUUCAUCUUAAUAUCAAGUCCACUAAUAUACUCCUGGACACAAACUAUGAAGCCAAAUUGACUGAUUAUGGCCUGAGUAGGUUCCUUCCCCUGCUGGAUAACUAUGGACUAACCAAGUUUCACAAUGCAGUCGGUUACGUUGCGCCAGAGCUGGCGCAAAGUAACCGACUUAGUGAUAAAUGUGAUGUUUAUAGUUUUGGGGUAAUUCUGCUGGAGUUGAUCACUGGGAGGAAACCGGUGGAGAGUCCAGUAGCAAAUGAAGUGGUGGUCUUGUGUGAAUAUGUUAGAGGGCUGAUAGAAAGGGGUGCUGCUUCAGACUGUUUCGAUAGAAGUUUGAGAGGCUAUGCGGAAAAUGAGCUGAUUCAGGUAAUGAAGUUAGGCUUGAUUUGUACUUCUGAAAUACCUUCAAGGAGACCUAGCAUGGCUGAGGUAGUGCAGGUUCUUGAGUCCAUCAGGAAUGGCUUGGGAUCAUAGUAAAGAUUAUAGAAUGAGAAAAAAAGUAGUCUAGCUGGGAUUGGAUUUCGGGUUAUAUUUAAGGCAGGGCCUGCUGUGCUGAACUCGCUUCUCAUGAGAUUUGGUGAGGGAAUAGGAAAGGAUCUCAAAAAAGAGAGAAGCACAGAUCAAUUAAUAGUAGCGUUCGUAUUCUUGAAUUUGGAAUGAGAGAUUAGGGGGUGGCAGCUUUUGGUGCAAAGAGAAGAUUCUUUUGUAUUUGAUUUGUGAUUCUUUUAAUCAAUUGGUACCACAUUGUAAGUUUACAAUAAAGCCAUUCUUUUCCUGUAAGAUGCCAAGGCAUUUUGAUGUCUCAUAUGCAGCUUCACAACUGCUUUUUAUAUAAGCAUACAAUAUCGCAGUCCA